AUGACGACGACCUCGCCCACAUCGUUCCAGCGGACGUACUUGCGCAUUGUAGUGUACUGCGACGAUUCGCAGGAGCCGCACACCUUACCGGAUGUGCGUGUGCCGCGGAGCAUCGGCGAGGUGCAGCGACUCGUGGAGGACCGUGUAGGACAGCGCGCAAAGGUACUUUCCUACUGGAAUUACACACACAGUCGCUACGAGCUCCUGAAGGAUGUGCGCGAACUACUGCAGACAGGCGGGCAUCUGCUUUCGCAGCGGUUACACACCUCAGAGAAUGAGGCCACGGAGACGGCAGAGGCGGAUGGGACGACGAACACGGACGGCGGAGCCACCUCCGCCAGCGAGCUGGACGCCAACCAUUCAAAGCUCUGCAUCUAUCGCUGCCAGCUGUGGAUGGAGGCAACACUGAUUCAGCUGGAGCCGCUGGAUAAACGGCGCGACAAGAUCGAGUACGAUGAGCUGUGCAGUCACGUUGCUUGCUGGCUGGGCAACAAGCAUGUCAGCUUCGAAGUGCAGGAUGCGAUGCGCAUUCGUUGCCCUUUCCUGACUCGCAUGUUUGACGAGACGCGAAGCAGACGGCUGUCAGCCAAUCAGGACAAGGUGCAGCUGCUCUACUACAGUAACAACGCGUGGGGCGUGCGCGACGUGCUGCAGUAUGGAUUCCUGCUCAGCAACGGCGUCCCUCAGUCGCUGGAAGCCAUGCUGCAGUCCUGCGGCGACUCGGACGUGUCAAGCGGUACUGAGUCGCGGUCGAGCAAUCCUGUGCCACAUGUCGGGGAUAGUGCUUCGGCGAGGACCUCUCCGUCGUCCGCGCCGCUAACCGCGGCGAACACGCGACGCAUGCCUUUUGUUUUCACCUCCUCGAUGCUUGGCGCGCAUGUAAAGUAUUUGCCACCCAACACCGCGUCUCAGAAGGUGCUGCUGUGCGAAGUUGCACCUGGCCGCCGUUUCAUGACUGACCAAGGCCUCACUGGCGAGAGCCCCGACAAGCAGGCCUACCCCACCCCUCCUGUGAAGCCACCACGCGACUACGACAGUAUCUGCUACAUGCGGGCGCACAAGCAGAAGUCCAGCCUGCGCACCGAGGGCGCCGUUGAAAUCGCCGCAGAAGACCUCUCCCUUGUGCAGGUGCAGGUGCAGCACAGCUACCAGGCACUGCCCCGCUAUCUACUGACGGUGGUCCCCUCCGCCGCCACCCCGUCGUCACAGCAGCCCCGCAAGAGCAGGCGGUAUGCCAUAACCAGCCCGGUCCGGGCACCAGGGAUGACAGCACAUUCCGCGGCAGCGAGGGAGGACGAGAAGAGGAUGAACCGUGCGGGAAGGGUCCCACCGCCGCUGCCGUCCCCAUCGUCCCCAUCGUCCCCAUCGUCCCCGUCUUCCCCGUCCAAGACCUACAACAUGAAGGAGUGGUUCAAGUCCAGCCCGAGGCGGGGCCCAGUGUCGGGGGACAAGGGCGCGAAUGCGAAGCGGGCCACCUCCCCGCAUAGCACCAGCGGUGUCUUCAGGGGAGUGCGCUACGCAGACAGCACAGCACCCCGUCAACGAGCUGCCUCAGCCACCACGCCGGGCCGCUGUGAGUCUUCCAAACAGCACCGUGCCGCGCGGGGAACCCGGGUCGAGUGCGACGAGGACAACACCGUGUAUCACGGCGGUGACGGACUGAUUGAGCCCUGGACGCUAGACUCCAUGCCUGCAAGAGGCACAUGGACUGCAGGGAGCAGUGGCCUGGUGACAAGCUCGCCGUGGACGUCAGAGGUGUACUCAGCCGGCAACGGCGGCCUUCGCAGCGCUUCGCCCAGCAAAUGUGUCUCUUGCGACGGUGUUCGUGCCACUUCGGCACCCCGCGCACCACCGACGUGGCACCUGUCGCCACUUAGUCCAUCCGCCGCCCAAGUCUCGCCGAGCAUGAAUUCGGCGUGGGCGACUGGCGGCAUGGUGCUGCCUCCGUCGCUCCAGGACGCCUACAAUGCGCACUCGAGUCGCGACGGGCUGCUCUACGAAAGCCUGCCCUGUGGUCACAGCGCCACGAGCCACGACGCAGCAUAUCGGCUAGUACCUGCUGCCGCGGGCAGAAGCGCUGGUAGGAGAGCCGCAAGCGCUGGCGCGCCACUGGCAGCUGUCCAUUAUGGCGCCCCCUCACGUCCUCCCCUUCUACCGCACGAGGGCGCGUGCGUUGGCGGCGCGAUGGGCGGCGGGGGCAUCGUUGGCCCGACGCUGAAGACAGUGCCGCCCGCCUCGUCCACAGUCCCAUUUUCACAGCGGCAGGCGCCACCGGCAGUCUUGGAUCAGUUUACCUGCAACGUUCAUCCCCGCCAGCUCAAGUCGCUCUACUGCAUAGCGUGCGAGGAGCUGACGUGCCCGUACUGCGCCAGCGUUGGGGCGCAUCGUUCUCACGUGGUGGUGGAGGCAGCGAAACGAGCAACAGCUGUGUGUGCUAAGGCGGAGGCACUGCAGGAGGCUCUGCGCCACUGGCUGUCCCAGUGCAAGCAAACGGAGGAGCAGCUGAGGGCAGAGCAGGCCCGCUACGCUGCGCGGCAGCAGCGAGAUCUGCGCUUCGUCCAGCAACAGUUCUCGACACUCAAUCAGGCGCUUCAGCAGGCGGAGUGCUCCAUGACGCAGACGGUGCAGGAGGCGCAGCGCAGGCUGCCCCUCGCCGAGGCUGCCGCCGUGGUCACCAAGUACACGCAAGCGCUCGCCGCUCUAGACGUGGCGUUGCGUCGUUAUUACAACACAGUAGCUGCCAGCGGUAGUGGGCCGUGCACAGAGCGCGCUUGCGAUCCCACGAGCAGCUUGCUUGAGUUGUUGCACUUCCUUCGCACGACCCCGUCGUUGAUUCGCCGCGUGCGACGCAGUUUUGGUCGGCGCCAGGACGAGGAGAAGCGUCUGCGUGACGCCAUCGCGGACUGCGAGGCUCAGGUGCAGACGAAUGAGACAUGCUUUCAACAGGUUAACUGGGCAGGCCUGCGUCGGCUGCUUGCGAGCAUCGGCAACGUCCGCACCAAUAUACUCAACGUAGCAGAGCCGCAGCUGUCUACCUCGGUGGGGCCAUUUCACAGUAGCAGGGCCGCGUCUCCGUCACUGUACGAGGCCACCGCCCUCUUUAUGCCUGGUGCAGCGCAAAGCCGGCCAAACUCUGCCAAGGUGCGAGCGCACACUCAGACGCCGAUGGUACUCUCGUCACCGCACCCUGACCCCGGCAGCGACGUAUCGCAGCGGCUGUUGGACAGUCUACCUCUCGGUACCCUUAUGCAAAGCGAAAACGGUGCCGCCACAUCGCCGCCGACGCGGCAGAAUCUCGGCCUGCACCGCUGUCUGAGGGACCUCCAGAGAGGCUACAUUUGGGUCAUCCAGAGUGCCAGGUCUUACUUCGCACCUGGGCAACGGAGGACAGUCUGCUCCACACCAUUCCGCCUGCUCGAUGUAUCGUGGGAGCUGCGCGUUGCCCCGCUCCCGCGAGCGCGUUGCCCCGACGGCAGCGCGUCCUCCACGCCGAUGGUGGAGGCGGGGAUCAGCGGCGGCGUGAUGGACACCGCAGCUUCUAGGUUGACACCACCCAGUGUGAUGGAGGGUGGCGGCAGGGGGCUCAGCGGUGGCCAGGCGCACACCUCACGCCUUCUCACGCGCUCCACGCAGGAGCACCACUACACGUUCGCGGCAGAGGACGUCGACGACACCGUCGUAACGGCCGCGCCCUCGUCCGACGAGGGAGAGGAGGAGUGGCUUGGCCUCUUUCUCUUUCCCUUGCAACACCGUCUGCGCGUAGACUUCCGCGUUAUCGCCUUCUCCGAGGUGGCAUGGGCGGAGUGGCAGGUGACGGGGUGGACGGUGCAAUUUGCCGGGAAGGGAUGGGGCCUCUACCCCUUCCUGCAACGCAGAGAGCUGAUGCGGACCGACAAGCUGGUGCGCGAUAACAUGGUGAAGAUUUGCAUAGCCCCCAUUAGCGACCUGUAUUAG
Molecule: messenger RNA, 3954 nt
Organism: Leishmania mexicana MHOM/GT/2001/U1103
Lineage: Eukaryota; Euglenozoa; Kinetoplastea; Trypanosomatida; Trypanosomatidae
Exons: 1
Coding region: 1-3954 (1317 amino acids)
Molecular function (GO): zinc ion binding
Source: RefSeq, a predicted model, not a curated record